AAGUAAGUAAGUAAGUGGGUGUCGCUGUGCGCUCGCUCGGCGCUACACAAUGAUCACACACAAGACAAGGAAGCCGUAGGAGACAGCAGCGGUUCAGCGGAAGCACAGAAAUCUCAGAAAGUCCCUUUUGCGCUCGCUUCGGUUCAGAGGCUCGGGGUUUCCGGUUGGACUAGGCUCGUGCCAGACAAGCUCUCGGUGGAUAAUAAUGUGUCAGUGUUUAAGCUGUGUCCGAGCGCCGCGGUCUGUUGAGCCGCUCCGGUCCCGUUGAUCUAUGGAGGGCGCGAGUACCGAGCCAAAUCCGCUCCCCGAGACCCCGCUGUGUGAGACAUGGUGACAGAUGAACAUCGCGGGAAGGACCAUGGCUGAGCGGGCCAGCAAAUUCGUGCUGAUUGUCGUUGGCUCCGUGUUCUUCAUGCUCAUUCUGUACCAGUACGUAGCACCCGGUGCGAUCAACUUCGGCUCGCCGGCGCAUGGCUACCUCGCCGAGGAGGACAUGACCAUCUUCCCCACGCCGGAUCCGCACUAUGUGAAAAAGUACUACUUCCCGGUGAGGGACUUGGAGCGCAGUGUGGACUUCGAGAUCAAGGGCGAGGACGUGAUCGUGUUCCUGCACAUCCAGAAGACAGGCGGCACUACAUUCGGGCGGCACCUGGUACAAAACGUGCGACUGGAGGUGCCGUGCGACUGCAGGCCGGGCCAGAAGAAGUGCACUUGCUACCGGCCGAACCGCAAGGAGACGUGGCUCUUCUCGCGCUUUUCUACCGGCUGGAGCUGCGGCUUACACGCGGACUGGACCGAACUGACCAACUGCGUGCCCGGAGUCCUCAACAGAAAGGAGAGCAAGACAAAGAAACUGAGGAAGUUCUACUACAUCACGCUUCUUCGGGACCCAGUGUCAAGAUAUCUAAGUGAGUGGCGGCAUGUGCAACGAGGCGCCACAUGGAAGACGUCAUUGCACAUGUGUGAUGGCCGCACACCGACACCUGAGGAGCUUCCCACCUGUUACGAUGGCGCGGACUGGUCGGGCUGCACUCUUCAGCAGUUCAUGGAGUGCCCAUACAACCUGGCCAACAACCGGCAGGUGCGCAUGUUGGCUGAUUUGAGUCUGGUAGGUUGCUACAACGCAUCCACUCUGCCUGAGAAGCAGCGUGCUCGUCUCCUACUCGAGUCAGCUAAGAAGAACCUGCGUGACAUGGCCUUCUUCGGGCUCACAGAGUUUCAGCGCAAAACCCAGUACCUGUUUGAGCGCACCUUCCGUCUCCGCUUUAUCCGGCCAUUUGUGCAGUACAACAGUACUCGUGCUGCCGGUGUCGACCUGGAAGAGAACACCGUGAAACGCAUUGAGGAGCUCAAUGAGCUUGACAUGCAACUCUAUGACUACGCAAAGGACCUGUUCCUUCAGCGCUACCAGUACACACACAUGCUGGAGAGGCGUGAGCAAAGAAUGAUGCUCCGAAAUAGAGGCUCUUUCCACAGCCUGGCACGGGAGGAGGGCGCAGGGGGAGAGGGUACGGCUCGGCUACCCACUGAGGACUACAUGAACCAGAUUGUUAGUGGAUGGUAGCCCAGGAGAUCUCUCUUUAUAAAGAAAGAGAGACACAAAGACAGAUAAUGGGUGGAGAAUCCAUCUUUUCUUCAACCAAUGGAGAAAUAAAGUGGUUAUCAAGGACUAGGUUCCCCAGGAAUCUUUAAAGAAUAAGAUGCAAAGGAAAACAGGCAAAGGUGGAGGGUGGUGGAAGCGGCCUUUUUCCGAGAGAAGGGAUCAUUAUGGGUAUUCUCUCUAUCUCUCUCUUUUCCCCAGGAAUCUUUAAAGAGAGAGGUGUAUAAUGAGAGAAAUGAGAAAUGGUGAGUGAAGGAAUCAUUUCUAUUUUAGCUCAUGUAGAAAGAUUGGGAUCAUUAUAGACCCUUUCUCUCAUUUCUCCCAGAAAUCUUUGAAAAGACAGAAACAUGCAGAGACAGAGAAAUGGUAAAGAUCAUGGCCAGAGGGUCAUCUCUUCCUCAGCUCAGAGACAGAGAGGAAUCAUUGCAAGCUCUCUGUCUUUCCCCCACUAAUAAGGUGUAGUUUGGGCCAGACCUACAAGAGAUGGUAGUUACUGAGAGUGCACCUUUCUGGAUGGGUGAGCACAUAUCCCACCCUCUUUAUAAAACCCAGACCUUAGUGACAAAAUUGUAAAUGCUUAAAACAAUUCAACCAGUAAGGUGUUGUUUCACUGAGCUGCAACAAAAUUCUACAAAGCUUAGUUUUGUAUAAGAAUGGGAAAAAAAAAAUUGUGAUUAAAAUCACUUGUCUUAGGAAAGUCAUCCAAAAUACCGGGGAUAUUCAGAAUGUUUUAUAUUCUGUGUGUAAAUCUUAAGUUUCUUUUCUCUUUUUUUUUUUUUUUUUCUUUCUUUCGGUAAACUGAUGUGAAGUGCAGAGACUGGAACUUUCCAACAUGAGAUUAUUAUUAACAGACGCUGUGACUGAGUUUGCUUUAAGAGAGAUAUAUGUUAAUAUAUAAUACAGACAUGGCCUUGGUUUUCCAGCAUAUGUUUCUAUCAUUGUAUGUGCUGACUGUGUGAGUGCUCAGCCUCUCUGGGUACGACAUUUUACUCGGUUAAAUGGAGAUGUUUUUGGCAAGACAUGUUCACGUCAUAAAGAAAUAAGGUAAUGUCAUGGCUCCAUCUCCAAUCUCAACUGCUUGUAAGAAUAGUACCAGAAAGUAGGACACACGAUAACAGUCACAAUCCUUUUUUUUAAAUGGGAAAAGCAUGAAGUUUUGCUUUAAAGUGUGUGCGUGUGAGUGUGAGUGUGUGUGUAUGUAACUGACAUAUAAUUGUGUGCGUGCGAGCUUUGUUUUUUUUUCUUCCUGUUAAACGAAAAUGCAUUCAACAUGAAUGAGCCAAUCUCUCAGUCCCUGCACUUUAGCUUUAUCAUAAAGACUCCACACUAAAGUCCCUCUCACAUUCCAUGCAUUCAUACCGAAUAACACUAAAGCAAUUACUGAGGUGAUUCGAUUCCUGUGCCAGGACAAAAUGUGACAAAGCCAGAGAUGGCUCUUCAUAAUCGACUCUGUCAAUCCUCCAUGAAAGCGUACUUACCCUAAUAAGAGAGUGUGGAAAUAUGUAGCGUGUGCGUAUGUGUGUACAGUUCUAUAUUUGUGCGAGAGAACAUUUUAAUAUGAGGCAUUUUAAACACGUCUCCCCUUUGUUUUCCAUUCAUAUUCUAUAUUGUUGUACUGUAUUAGUACUUCUGUUAUGCUAAAUUGAUCUUAAAGUUACCAAUAAAGACAUUUUCUUUUUUUCUUUUUUUUAAAUAAAAAAAAAGCCUCCAUCAGUUUUUGAUUUGAUGAUCAUUGUACAGUAUGUGACGAUUUUCCUAUCAAUGAUAACAAUCUUGUAUUUUAUGUUGUCUUUUUACAGACAGUAUUUUUGUGGCUGACCUGCUGUAAGUGCAAUUCUAAAUAAUUGAACAUAAACACGUAAUAUCCUUCGACUUCGGCAUUAAAUGAAACUACAUCCUCAGAGUGAUUGGGAGCUUUUCAGGACAGGAAAAACAACAGAAUUAAUAUGGAUGUUAUAUUAUUCAUCAUUCUAAUUGUAAUCAUUAUUUAUUUUUCAAUUAUCUAUCCAUUUGACGCCUCUAGACGUUUAAUUGCUGCUUGUUUUGGAUGCUUCGUGCUGGAUCAGAGUGAUCAUGGAAACUCCUCCACAGCUCUCACUGUUCAUUAAGCCGCAGAUGUGUUUACUUGAUAACUAAAGACUUGGGAGCACUGGGAGCUAUCUAAGUCUUCCUGUGUUGGAAAAGAAGUAGGAAAAAAAAAGCCAUGGAAGAUGAAAGCGAGAGGGUAGAUGAUGGUAGAGAUGUCAGGAUGAUGAGAGGAAAACGACACAGGCACGCAGAUGGCAAUGACUGUAGAGAAGCCUCGGGUGAGCACUACAACAGCCUGGAGGCUCAUUAUACACACACACACAUCCACACACAAACUAUGGUACAGAGGUAUUGUGGGAAAUAAAGAAAAAAGUUGUAUAACUGGUUCCUUUUCAUUUUGUCUCUCCCUAGGUGCACUCUUUGAGUGGCUUCUUGAGAACUGAACCUAAACCUCACUUACAGACAAACACUUUAGUUGCAGUUUGAGUAGCACAUUUUCAAUAUAUUUAUAGU
Hemibagrus wyckioides is the source of this 4141-nucleotide messenger RNA. It is a transcript of the gene hs6st1b, whose product is annotated as heparan sulfate 6-O-sulfotransferase 1b. Lineage: Eukaryota; Metazoa; Chordata; Actinopteri; Siluriformes; Bagridae. Gene Ontology annotation, molecular function: heparan sulfate 6-sulfotransferase activity. Bases 338 to 1564 code for a protein of 408 amino acids. Gene Ontology annotation, cellular component: membrane. The transcript is spliced from 2 exons. The record is from RefSeq and is a predicted model, not a curated record.